Molecule: messenger RNA, 479 nt
Organism: Drosophila grimshawi
Lineage: Eukaryota; Metazoa; Arthropoda; Insecta; Diptera; Drosophilidae
Exons: 2
Coding region: 87-401 (104 amino acids)
Source: RefSeq, a predicted model, not a curated record
AUACAAGUUUAGUCGCUGUCUGUCAGCCAACGUACCACAGCAAAAUUUUACAGUUUCACGAUCAAUACCUAUCAUCCAUAAGCGAGAUGUGCGGCGGCUGGGCUUGUGCCUCCUAUAGUCUGGCAUGCAAUAAUCCACAGCUUUCCACACUGCGCUUCACGGGACGUGAUUUCAUACCUACGCCGUGUGGACCCCAUGAUAAGUGUUUCGCCAAGGAUACAAGCUGCACCCGUGGCAAUUGUAACCGACCGCAAGGUAUCUCAGUCGAAAUGAAUCCUUGCCUGGAUCUAACCAAAACUGAAAAUCGCGAAGAGGGAUCACAUUCACCCAACCAGGCGAAAGAAAAUUGGAAAACAGCAUUUGAGAAAGUCCUACGUAGUCCGGCAGCCAACUCGAAAUAAUCGCUUAACUGUUUGAAUUAUGAGAUCUUUACAAAUAUAAAAUGAACAGUUAGGAAAAAUUCCUCAUGAGUUAUCCAA